CUUCAGAGCAAGGACGACUCUUACCAAGGGACUGCAGCCCUGCCAGUAAAGGCUCACUGGUUAAGUAAUGCUGACGUCCCGAUCUGGAUCCCGGAUCGCCUUAUCCGGCCAGCUCUUGGGACAGCGCCGCGGGAAGCGACGCUGGAAGAAGAACAAGAAGCAGACAGUCAACAAGCUGAAGAAGCUGAAGAUAACAUCAGCCGAGAAGGAAAUCACGUGGACAAAGAUCAAGAACCUCAUUCGCGCAGCGAAGGCGUUGCUACAUGAACAAGGGAGACCCCUUUCUGCCCCCUAUUAUUUUUUGGCCUUUUUAGCCUUAGUCUCGGCACCGAUGGGGGAAGUGGAGGGGAUUUCCUAUUGGGCCUAUGUACCAAAUCCUCCAAUUAUUCAGCCAGUGGGAUGGUUAGACAGAGAGCCUAUUAAAGUGCUAACUAAUGAUUCUGUAAGAAUGGGAGGAGCUCAAGGUUCUGAUGAAAGAUAUUCCACCUCUUCAUUAAUAACCUUUGAGGGAAGAGCAGAUUCUCUGCCCAUUUGCUUGUCACUUAAGGGGGAACCACCAUCGGGCUGUCUUCCCACCUCAUACAGAACUUUUCUAGCAGAUGGACCAGAUAAGACGAGCUCAAUAGAAAGUGGAAUAUCUGGUGGUAAGAAACGGGAACAGAAGCGAUGGAUGUGGGAAAGGCAACUGCAGGUAGUAGGGCAAGCACUUUAUAAUGAUAAUUGUACAGUCAUUCCUGCUGUGUCUAUGCCCACAACACCAUGUGAGCUUAAAUUUCCUACUUCCAAAUCAGAUGAAUUGUGGGAUUCUUCUUUGACAAAAAAUCCAACAUGGCUGUCAUGUGGUUUUCAUAAUUCGGCUACAUUUUAUGAUCCUGAUAAUUUAGGACUAAGAAUUUGGGAUUUUUCUAAUAAUAUAUGUAAACGCAGCUGGAAUCUGGAACAUUACAUUAAUGCUGUGGAUAGAUUUCAUGGAUAUCGAUAUGAAAGACAUGGGGAACCUUUAAGGCGAUGGUUUUCUCCAGGAUAUGUGGAACCUAUUUUAUAUGCCAGAAAAGGGAAUAAAAUUAGGAAGCAUUUAGAUUUGUUUAGACUGUCUGCGGCUGCUAAUAUGAUUCUUGAGAAGCGUCCAAAUCAGACAAAAUCAGAACCUAUCAGUGUCAAAGCUUGUGUUGCUUAUCCAAAUGCUCUUUUGUUGGUUCCUCCUACUGGUUCUUUAAAUAUUAGUGCAGAACGGCAAUCAUAUAGAUUAUUAUGUUAUCAAUGCGUGUUGACAAAUUGUAUAGGGUCCACAGUGCAGAAAAAGUAUUAUGCUAUGCUAAUAGUGCGCUGA
Lepus europaeus (European hare) is the source of this 1330-nucleotide messenger RNA. RefSeq names its product endogenous retrovirus group K member 25 Env polyprotein-like. Bases 68 to 1330 code for a protein of 420 amino acids. The record is from RefSeq and is a predicted model, not a curated record. The transcript is spliced from 2 exons. NCBI's taxonomy places the organism in Eukaryota, Metazoa, Chordata, Mammalia, Lagomorpha, Leporidae.